UAUAGAUUAUAAGAGUUUAGCUGCUUGCGUUUUACUAGAAUCAAUCACUUUCCUUCUUCUAAACAAGUAUUUAAAUACUUCACUUUGUCUGGAUGUGGAAUGCAGGGCAGCAAAGCUCGCGCCAAGGCUAAAAAGCACUCUUCCAGGGCUGGUCUCCAGUUUUCUGUGGGCCGAAUGCACCGCCUCCUCCGCAAGGGCAACUACGCCAAGCCGGUCCGGGCCGGUGCGCCGGUGUACCUGGAGGCGGUGCUGGAGUACCUGACCGCCAAGAUCCUGGAGUUGGCGGGCAACGCGGCCCGAGACAAGAAGACCCGCGUCACCCCCCGACGCCUGCAGCUCGCCAUCCACGACGAGAAGCUCAACAAGCUGUUGGGCAAAGUUACUAUCGCGCAGGGCGAUGUCCUGCCCAAUAUUCAGGCCGUGCUGUUGCCCUGUCUAUACAAGUGACUGACUAGGCAAACAGGACUAAUGAGAAAAUGUUUAAUAUCUCAAGUACAUCACCCAGGAAUCCUGCCUUAUAAUGGUCAAAGGUUUCUAGCUAGCAGCAGUCCAGGUGACUCAAGAAAACGGCACAAGAUAAACUUCUCAAAACGUGGUCCUCCGAAUCUGGCCCCACAACACAUCUACUGAAUGAGAAUUAGCGUCUUCCAAAGUCUUAAAGUAGUCGUUUACGGACUACAGCUUGAGAAGCGCAGAAUUAGAACUUUAAGAAGUUAACGUUCUUGGAUCGCAGACUAACCGAGAAGAGAGGAUUCAAAAAUGAAGUGAUUCAUCCAAUCAGAUUUUCCAGUAAUUCACCAAUCACAUCGUUGGACUCUUCAGCCAAUGGUUUUGUUGCGCGGGACUUUUGAAAAUCAACAAGGCCAAUUGGAAUGUUUCUGAGUAUAUAUAAGGGCAGUUUCCACUCUGCCAAGUGGCUGAGUUUUUCUUUCAGGUAGUCUGAGAUGGCCCGCACCAAGCAGACUGCACGCAAGUCCACCGGUGGCAAAGCGCCGCGCAAGCAGCUGGCCACUAAGGCGGCUCGGAAAAGCGCGCCGGCCACCGGCGGCGUGAAGAAACCUCAUCGCUACCGUCCCGGCACCGUGGCUCUGCGCGAGAUUCGCCGCUAUCAGAAGUCGACUGAGCUGCUGAUCCGAAAAUUGCCUUUCCAACGCCUGGUGCGAGAAAUCGCUCAGGACUUCAAGACAGAUCUGCGCUUUCAGAGUUCCGCGGUGAUGGCCCUGCAGGAGGCUUGCGAGGCCUACUUGGUGGGGCUCUUUGAGGAUACCAACCUGUGUGCCAUCCAUGCUAAGCGAGUGACUAUCAUGCCCAAGGACAUUCAGCUCGCUCGCCGCAUUCGUGGGGAGAGAGCGUAGAGGUUUCCGGGCAGUAAUUCUAUCCAAUUUAAAAAGGCUCUUUUAAGAGCCGCCUACUUUCACCCGAAAAUAGCUGUGAUUAACUAAUCAAAUCUUUGAAACUAAACAUUGGUUUUAGUACUUAAGUCCUCAUUUGAUUGGCUAAAGUUAAUGGUAAGCUUGCUAUAUUUGUUCCCGUGCUUUUUCCCGAAAGUGCCAGAUUGUCAGCGUCCUUUUCUAAACUGGCUUUUAGGGGUUUGGUGCUUAGAUUUGGUAGUGGAAGGGGCCACCUGGGGGCGUUUAUAUACAUUGUCUCAAGCGUUAGUCGCGUUGUCUACUUACACCCAUUAUAGAUGGGAUUUUUUUUCGUUGUGUAUUUCUGGCUAAUCCCUUUUAAAACUUUACAGGUAUGAGCAUUGGCAGUUGAGAGUAGGUAGGGAUAUCCUUGGUUGCUGCUUUUUCGUGUCUGAAGCAGCUAUUUGCACAAUUCCCCCUUUUUUUAAACAGUUCUUGGUUUUUCUGUGAAAUGAUCCAUUUUUGGCUGAUAGUUAAUUCAAUAUUAGAAAUUGGCAGCAGAAACGAAAGCCAGAUUGGCCUCUACAUUACUGGCAGCAUGGGCAUUACGUGGGAACUUGUUAGAAGCUCCCAGGGCAUUACAUGGGAGCUUGUUUCAAUCCCCAUCUAGGGCUGGAGUCAAAUCUGCAUAUACCUCAGAUGAUUCUCAUGAACACUGAUUUAGGAAGCCUAGGUUGUUGGUUUUGGUCUCAUCAGUAAAGGCAUCCUGCCUGUGAACUCUUACAAGGAGUGAGCUUUUGCAAAAUGCAUGUUUAUUUAUGUUGCAGAAUGAAAUAUUCUAUGAAAUGUUCUCUAAAGCAAGUGCACAGAAAAAUCCCCUAAAAUAGUUUGAUUUCUUUACAGAUCAGUUUUCUCAAUGUAACAUUACAGUCACAUGGGAAGGCUUUAGAAAAAUCUUUACCUGGGGUUCAAUGAGACUAAUAGCAAUCUAGAGUGGGCCCAGGGAAUGGUAAUUAUUAAAAUUCAGGUGCUUCUAACAAACAGCUGGGGCUGAGACUCCUUGCUACAUAAAUUUUAAUACUCUUAUUAGCUCUGGUUUGACUCUAGGCUUAGCAGUUUUCUAAUUGAAUCAGUUUCCUUGUAGUUUGCCUUCAGAGAGAAUAUACUGGUCUCUAAAGACUUUCUGGCUUGCUUGACUUUCUUUCAACACCUGGCUUUUAUAAGAAUUUCUUAGGGCAACACUAAUGUAAGUUUUUUCUUUUUUGUUUUGUUUUGUUUUUUGUUUUUUUGAACCACCGAGGUCCUUUCAGUGAUUGGAAGUAUCAGGUUUUUAGGGAUGUUACAAGGAGGAACACAUACCAUCCUGGGCUGCUUGGCAUACAACCAAGAUAUGUUUUCAUAUAGAACCCUUCCUUUACAGAUUAGCACAAGGCCCUGUUUGGGUAUUCAGCAGAUCCUUCUUUAUGAUCUUUAUUAAUUUAGCAACUUGUCAUUUUUUUUCACAUAUUGCUUUUAUUUAAAAAACUUAUUUGACAUUCCAGAAUAUAUGGGAAAGGUGAUAAUAGUUUAAUAAAACCUAUGUUCCUCUCAUCCAGCUUCAAUAACAACAUUGGCUAAGUGUUUUAUCUAUUGAUUUUUGUAAAGCAAAUAAUGAAACUGCCUAAUGGGUUCACCUUG
This is a messenger RNA of Pan troglodytes (chimpanzee), 3026 nucleotides long. RefSeq names its product H2A clustered histone 10 (gene H2AC10). The record is from RefSeq and is a predicted model, not a curated record. Gene Ontology annotation, cellular component: nucleosome. The coding region runs from base 100 to 447 and encodes 115 amino acids. Gene Ontology annotation, molecular function: protein heterodimerization activity; structural constituent of chromatin; DNA binding. Lineage: Eukaryota; Metazoa; Chordata; Mammalia; Primates; Hominidae. The transcript has 2 exons.